GGCUGUGCUGUGUUGCGUUGUGCCAUUGUCUCCUCCGCAAUGGCGUCGUUGAAGAUGAUAGACAUUGCCGUUAACUUCACAGAUGGGAUGUUUAAGGGACUAUACCACGGCAAAAACUGUCAUGUUCCCGAUAUUGCCACCGUCUUGAACCGGGCUUGGUCUGCUGGAGUCGAUAGAAUCAUAGUGACUGGUGGGUCACUUGAAGAAUCAAGAGAAGCUCUUGCCAUUGCAGAAACUGAUGGUAGGCUGUUUUGCACUGUUGGUGUUCAUCCAACUAGAUGCAAUGAGUUUGAAGAGAGCGGCGAUCCAGAGAAGCAUUAUCAGGCUCUUUUUUCAUUAGCCAAAGAAGGAAUCCAGAAAGGGAAGGUGGUAGCAAUUGGUGAAUGUGGAUUGGAUUAUGAUAGGCUUCAAUUCUGCCCGGUUGAUAUCCAGAAGAAGUAUUUUGAGAAGCAAUUUGAACUUGCAUAUGCUACAAAGUUACCGAUGUUCCUACACAUGCGAGCAGCUGCUGAAGAUUUCUGUGAAAUUGUUGAGAGAAACAAGAACAGGUUCACUGGAGGAGUUGCUCAUUCAUUUACUGGUAGUGCUAUGGACCGCGAUAAGCUUCUCGCUUUCGAUCAAAUGUACCUUGGUGUGAACGGGUGCUCGUUAAAAACAGCUGAGAACCUUGAUGUAAUGAAAGGAAUACCAGUAGAGAGGAUGAUGAUCGAAACAGACUCUCCUUAUUGUGAGAUCAAAAACACACACGCCGGAAUGAAGUUUGUAAAAUCGACUUGGCCUUCCAAGAAGAAAGAGAAGUAUGAUCAAGAAUCCCUUGUCAAAGGCCGUAACGAGCCUUGUUUAGUUCGGCAAGUUCUUGAGGUAGUGGCUGGCUAUAAAGGACUUGGUGAUAUAAAUCAAGUUAGCUCAACCUUGUACCACAACACUUGCAGGGUCUUCUUCCCUCAGGACUUGGAUUCUGCUGCAGAUGCUAUGCUUUCCGGUCACCACGAGACUGAGUAGCGAUAAUUAUGACUAAAAUUUGCAGUUUAUUGGAAUCAAGAUAUGUUGUUACAUUACACUAUUAUGGAUUAAACGCAUUCUCAACAACAAAAUUAAAUCUCUUGUUUUCUAUCUUA
Messenger RNA from Capsella rubella, 1118 nucleotides. RefSeq names its product putative deoxyribonuclease TATDN1. The transcript is spliced from 12 exons. Bases 40 to 1002 code for a protein of 320 amino acids. Gene Ontology annotation, cellular component: cytosol. Lineage: Eukaryota; Viridiplantae; Streptophyta; Magnoliopsida; Brassicales; Brassicaceae. Gene Ontology annotation, molecular function: 3'-5'-DNA exonuclease activity. The record is from RefSeq and is a predicted model, not a curated record.